AUGGGUUCUAUUUCCACGGGAAAGACCAUUGAGAAACUUUGUACACUAUUUGCUGCUUAUGGUUUACCUGAGGAGUUGGUGUGUGACAACGGCACAUCUUUUACCAGCCAGUUCAGGGAGUUUCUUAGGAAAAAUGGUGUGAAACCAACAAUUUCUCCACCAUAUCACCCUGCCUCCAAUGGAGCAGCCAAGCGUUCUGUUCAAGAAGUUAAGAAAGACGAGUCAAGGAAGAAGCAGGAAAUGCGGAAACGAGCCUCAGAUAGGCUUAGAGGUGCUUGUAGAUUUUUUAAUGAAAAUCAGAAGGUGUUGGUUAAAACGGUCAGACAGGAGAAAGUUAGUUGGGUCUCAGGUCGUAUAUUACAGUGUAAAAGUCCAGUUACAUAUUUGGUUAGUGUUCUUGGCAAAACAAGAGUCUGCCAUGCAGACCAUCUAAGGCCAAUUGAGGUAGAGGAGGAUGAAAAUCAUCCUGGAAAGUGA
Molecule: messenger RNA, 477 nt
Organism: Macrosteles quadrilineatus (aster leafhopper)
Lineage: Eukaryota; Metazoa; Arthropoda; Insecta; Hemiptera; Cicadellidae
Exons: 2
Coding region: 1-477 (158 amino acids)
Biological process (GO): DNA integration
Molecular function (GO): nucleic acid binding
Source: RefSeq, a predicted model, not a curated record